This is a messenger RNA of Brassicogethes aeneus, 447 nucleotides long. The record is from the annotation of a GenBank genome assembly. NCBI's taxonomy places the organism in Eukaryota, Metazoa, Arthropoda, Insecta, Coleoptera, Nitidulidae.
CGUCAAAACAAAAAAAUUCAUAGCUUCGUUAAUUUGAAAAAAAAUUAAAAUGGAGGGCAACGAUCCCUCAAGAAUUGAAAUGAAGGAAGAUAAGGGGUUCAUAUUGUUCGGGAGGGAUAUUUCAAAAAUCCCCUGCUUCAGAAACAGUCUUUUGUAUGGUAUGGGUGGAGGAAUAUCCUUAGGACUUGGACAUUUUAUGUUUAAUAGCAGACCCCUGAAAGCGUGUAAUUUUGCGGUUUAUUCAUUUUCUUUAAUAACGCUGGCCUAUUGGAUACAAUGCAGAUAUAAUUACUCAGUACAGAAAUUUGAAAUGUUGAAAGUUCAGGAGCUUUUAAGACAGAAUGCUUUAUACGAGGGUACGCCAAAAGACAAACCUGUUCCAGAAGUUAUGGAUGUUUAGAUUAAAUUAGAUUGUUUAUAAUAUACAUAUAUAAAUAACAUAUAUUA